AUAAAGAGCUUAUCGAGCAACGUGGGUGAGAUUACAUUGGGAGGGAGAACCAAAAAUAACAACAAAUUAUGUAGUUGUAGAACGGAUUUGCUCAUUGCGGACGAGGAGAGUCGUCGAGUAUAAAUCUAAUUUAAGAGCUGUACAGAGCCCACCAAUUCCGCCUCCUCUUGCCAAGUGGACCGAGGUGCUGCGAGGUCAACAGUUACGUUUUUAGAAGAGAAGACGAAGACGGUUUCCUUCUUGUUUUGAAUUUCGUCCGGAAACGCGACUUUGCGUGCGUCGAUGCCGGCUGAUUCGUCCACGUGAGAGACCAGUACGCAUCUAGAAGGCUUGUUUAUUUUGGUUACUGCGUCGCAAUUGAAUAGAUCACAUCAAAAAAAAUAUAUAAAGAAACAUUAUCAACUUCAAAUUAUCAUGGAUAGUUUAAAGGAUCUCGACUUGACUAGAGACGAGGUGGAUCGUUUAACAUCCGCACUGAAGGAUAAAGAGUUUAGGAAACUCUUCGCUGAAUAUGUGGAUGAACUGCACGAUCCAGAGAACAAGAGAAUAUUCCAGAAAGAGGUAGUCGAAUUGGAAAAGGAAAGAGGCAUGGAUUGUACGUUCUUGAACCCGGAGCCGGGAUACGUGAUCAAGACGAGUGUCGACGGUUCAAAAAAGGCGUUCAUCAAUGUUUGCUCGAAUGAGAACAUCGAGAAACCGACAUCGACACCGAGCUAUGAAGGAGGAACAAAAGGUCUCAGCUGGGCCAUCCCUCAUUCCUUGACACCACCCAGGGACGACAUCGAUAACAAGCGGGUGAGAUGUCGAGUCUUUGACGUUAUAUUCCAUCCAGACACCUUCCGGAUAGCCAAGAACAAUAAGGCUUUCUGGACUAUGGUGAAUAACACAGCCUGUGAUUCAGUCGAAAGCAAUUUUGGGGUGGCACUUGACAGGAAGAAUCUGAAAUUCCCCAAGCUGCAGUACAAAGGUGCUGCCUCUUCAUCAGUAAUCAGAAAACCAUCCGAACACAAACCAUCCGAGAAGUCUCCUGAAGAGCAGGAGGUGCUUGAUAAAAUAUUCAACCAGAUACCCAAGCAGGAGCCUCAUAAAAAGCCUCCUUGUAAACCUAAAACUGAAACAAACAAAACCAAGUAUACAACUCCAAAAUACAUAAUCAAGCACAGGAGCCACAUAGAUCUUGAGAACUAUACAUUUGAAAGAGACUCCAAGAUGAACAUGGCAACACCCAAGGAGCUUAUUGUGGAAAUCAAUUUGCCCAUGCUGAAAGCAGCAACGGACAUGGAUCUUGAUGUAGCAGAAAAAUCAGUACAAUUAGUAAGUGAAAAACCAGCAAAGUACAAACUCUCAAUUACCCUCCCUUACAAGGUCAAUCAUGAUAAUGGCAAUGCCAAAUUUGAUAAAGAUUCCAAAAUUUUAACCAUCAUUUUACCUGUUAUACAAACAACAAACAAACUCGAUUUUACAAUUGAAGACAGUUGCGUGGAGAGCGAUAAAGUUUACUCGCUUCCAUCCAGUCCACCCAACGAAAAUUCUCGCAAAAUUGAAGAAUUACCCAACGUCUUUUUGAAUCCUCAAAUCCACUAUAGUUUACCCGAAUUCACCUGCCAUCAGUUGGAAAAUAAGCUAUACUUCACUUUGCACGUGAAGAACGUUAACGAGAACUCGAUAGAGAAGAUCUGCAAUCCUUGCGAUGUGCAUUUAAAAUUAACUUCAAUAAGUUCCGGGUAUUAUCCUGUCCAUUACGCGUUCUACGUUAAACUCCAGUCUACUUUGGAUACCGAAGAAGUGAUCGUCGAAGUGUGGGAUAACAAUGUCGUCCUGCAGUUGUGCCUCGACGAUGCGAUGAACGUGUCUACGUAUUUGGUGGGUUUGGAUAAAUCCGAUUUGUACAUGAAGAACGUCGAUAAACAGAUCGAACCUUUGAUGGAAGAAGAUGAUUUGGAUACAACUCUUACAGAGAAUACAAUGGAGGAAGUUGAAAGCAAAAUUGAAGAUUUAACUGUUAAAGAGACAACGCAAAAAGCCAAUAAAGUUGUUGAUGUUGUUCCUUUGAGAGAAGAACCUAGUAAAGCUAUUGAUAUAGUUCGAUUGCAUGGCGAAUCAAGCGGGGAUGAUACGAGCUGCAGCAGUUACAGCCCGAAGUCCAAGGGUAUUUUGAAGAGGCGAACGUCAUCCUAUAGAAGUUCUGUUAGUCGAAGCAUAUCCGAAUCUAGUAUAGACGAUGCAAUUUGGGCGUCAUCUUACGAGAAUUGCUACAAUAGUAUGGAAUCGGUGAUUGCUGAAGAUACGGAUGUUUCGAGCAGUUUGAAGAAGACUGUUACGUUCAACGAUCACGUCAAAAGGCAAUUGUAUAGGAGCAACUCCAGCAUCUUGGGGCAGAAGAGGAAGAACCAGAAGAAAGCGAAGAGCAAAAAGAGGGCUCAGGAGAGGAGACACAGCGAAAGCGAGGUCGUGGGUGAAUCGAAUACCAUUUGCGAGGAGGAUCCUAGCAAAAGGGACGAUGCUCAUAUAUUCGAAUGUGAUUUGUGAUUGCCUUGAAAAGAAGGCGGUCGUCGUUAUUUUUUAAGGUACAAAAAUUGAUUUUUGGGGUUUAAUUAGUUCUCAUUUUAGUAAUUAUUCUUUACAUUGAUCUACUUAUUGAAUAGCGCUUGUGAUAAUUUGAAACCGGUGAUUUUACAAUUUUACGCACUCCCAAAAAUGAUUGUUAACGUAGCAAAACAAUAUUAAAUAUAUUAAUUGAUUAA
Messenger RNA from Nicrophorus vespilloides, 2744 nucleotides. RefSeq names its product protein kintoun. Gene Ontology annotation, cellular component: cytoplasm. The record is from RefSeq and is a predicted model, not a curated record. Lineage: Eukaryota; Metazoa; Arthropoda; Insecta; Coleoptera; Silphidae. The coding region runs from base 415 to 2529 and encodes 704 amino acids. Gene Ontology annotation, biological process: axonemal dynein complex assembly. The transcript is spliced from 2 exons.